UUGCGAGCCGCAUUCUCAAAGUUUACAGCAACUUGCAUUGAGCAAUGAGCUGAGGAGAAGGGUGGCCAGCACGACAAACAUCUGCAGCACUUCACCUUUUCGCUUUGCACUUUUUGAAGGGUGGUCACUGCAGUCAAUCGAAGGAUUUAGAGCAUUUCAGUAGUUCGCUUUGUACGUUGCACGCAUCCAUAUCGCGAUCAGAUAGUUUGUGCGGGAACGUAGGCGCUUUGUCGAUCUCCGCUGCCGCAAUGGGCUUCGCGACGGCCGCCGCCAUGAGCGCAGCCCGGUCGCUUUCAGCGGGCACACUCGCCUUCGAUGCCUUGCUCGAUAGUCCCUCUAGCACACUGAGGGCCCAGUCUAGAAUGCUAGCUCUUCCUCUUGUUGACAAUUAUGUCGGUCUGCGGGCCACAGCAAAGCUGACCCGUAGAUCUGCAAGUGUGCGGGAUGGGGUUGCAUUUGUCGAGCCUGUGAGCUCGAAUGGGGCAGCGGUUGCAGCAGCAAGCGUAGCAGCACCAAAGGAGGCAGAGAAGAAGACAGAGAAGGCCCCUCCUGCGCGGCAGCCCCAGGCAGGCAGCAGCCCGCAAGCUCAGAAAGACUUUAAGGACAUGCAGACGGGGGGUGUCGACCAGGACUCAACUUGCUCCGUGACUGUGGUCGGGGCGUCUGGGGAUCUGGCCAAGAAGAAGAUCUUCCCGGCCCUUUUUGCGCUUUUCUAUGAAGGGUACCUGCCCAAGCAUUUCACCAUCUAUGGAUAUGCGCGGAGCAAGAUGACAAACGAGCAGCUGCGGGACAUGAUCAGUACGACACUCACCUGCAGAAUUGAUCAGAGGGAGAAUUGUGGACAGAAGCAGGAGGACUUUCUGAAGAGGUGCUUCUACCACGCCGGUCAGUACGAUUCAGAAGAUUCAUUCAAGGAGCUGGACGCAAAACUGCGCGAGCAGGAGGGUGAUCGAACUGCCAACCGCGUUUUCUACCUUUCCAUCCCUCCCAACAUCUUUGUGGAUGUCGCGCGCUGUUCUAGCAGAGCAGCAUCUUCCUCCAACGGUUACACGCGUGUUAUCGUGGAGAAGCCGUUUGGACGGGACCUUCAGUCAUCUGGGGAGUUGUCUCAGGGCCUGGCAGAGCACCUAUCUGAGGACCAAAUCUAUAGAAUCGACCACUACCUCGGGAAGGAGCUGGUGGAGAACCUGUCGGUGUUGCGGUUUUCCAACUUGAUCUUCGAGCCUCUGUGGUCGCGGCAGUUCAUCCGCAAUGUGCAGAUCAUCUUCUCGGAGGACUUUGGCACAGAGGGCCGGGGCGGGUACUUUGAUAACUACGGCAUCAUCCGUGACAUCAUGCAGAACCACCUGUUGCAGCUCCUCGCUCUGCUGGCGAUGGAGCCGCCCGUCUCGCUCGCGGCCGAGGACAUCAGAAACGAAAAGGUAAAGGCGCUGCGCUCGAUGAAGCCGAUCCGGCUCGAGGACGUCGUGGUCGGCCAGUACAAGGAGCACACGAGCAAGAGCGGCGUCUCGUACCCCGCAUACACCGACGACAAAACGGUGCCCAGCAACAGCAUCACGCCCACUUUCUCCUGCAUUGCGAUGUUCAUCGACAACGCGCGCUGGGACGGCGUCCCGUUCUUGAUGAAGGCCGGCAAGGCGCUCAACGACAAGCGCGCGGAGAUCCGCAUCCAAUUCCGGCACGUGCCGGGGAACCUAUACAAGAACAGCUUCGGGACGGACCUGGACAAGGCGACGAACGAGCUGGUGAUGCGAGUGCAGCCGGACGAGGCGAUCUACCUCAAGAUCAACAACAAGGUGCCGGGGCUCGGGGUGCGGCUCGACCGGAGCAACCUCAACCUGCAAUAUGCAGAGAGGUAUAAGAAGAAGGAGUUCCCCGACUCGUACGAGCGCCUGAUCCUGGACGUGAUCAACGGCGACAAGCGGCUGUUCAUCCGGGACGACGAGCUGGCCGCCGCCUGGAAGCUGUUCACACCGCUGCUCAAGGAAUUGGAGGAGAAGCAGGUGGCGCCCGAGUUGUAUCCGUACGGCAGCAGGGGGCCCAUUGGGGCUCACUAUCUGGCCGCCAAAUACAACGUGCGGUGGGGCGAUCAGAGCGUUUAGGUAACCCCCUUUAAUCUAGACAAGCAUGCAUGGCAGACGAGAGUGAGGCUGUUGGGAGGGGGAGCUUAUGCGGGGUGGGAUGCGGAAGGAGGUAAUCAUUGACGCCAGAUAGACAGCAUCAUAUUGAGAGUUGACGAAACUGCUCCGCACAAGAGAAAUAAAAGUUUGACUACUUGUAUACUUAUCUCGCAAGGAGGACUUCCGAUGGAAACCGUGACAGGUCAGAUUUUGGAGUUGUUUACCAGCAGUACUGCGCGGAAGCCAUGGGGUGUGGGCUUGUUGAUCAUGCAUGCAUCGCGUAAUUGAGUUAUGAAUGCACAUGCAUUUGGCAAAGACCGGUGCACAACGCCA
This is a messenger RNA of Klebsormidium nitens, 2453 nucleotides long. NCBI's taxonomy places the organism in Eukaryota, Viridiplantae, Streptophyta, Klebsormidiophyceae, Klebsormidiales, Klebsormidiaceae. The record is from the annotation of a GenBank genome assembly.